GCGAAACUGCGGACGAACAGCCUGUCAGCCAGAGUUUUCUCCAGGUUUACUCCUAGAAUAAAAAUGGCCCAAGUUCACCCAGGUUGCAGACAUCGACGGGCUGUGGUUGAAAGUUUAAAGUUCAUUUCAAGGAGCAGGUGGACGGACAGCAGAACAUUUUCCCGUCUCUCCGCCGCUACAGCCGGACUCCUCUCUGUCGUCGUCGCCGUCUUGUGCUUCGCUACAGCGUCAGCAGAGACGAUAGUUGCGUACGAGAACGAGACGGUCACGCUGCCCUGCCGAACCAACCAGACCAGCGACCUGCUCACCGUGGAGUGGUCCAAGGCCGGGUUGAGCCCCAACAUCACCCUCCUGUACCGCAUCGGCAGAGAGACCGUGGAGGAGAAGAACCCGGCCUUCCUCAACAGGACCAGCCUCUGGCUGGAGGAAGUGAAGCGCGGCGACAUCUCCCAGGUCGUCUCCGGGCUCAGGCUGUCUGACGGCGGCCGGUAUCUGUGCAGGACCAUGGUGGGGAAGCAGCGGCAGGUUGAAGCAGCGCUGGAUCUCAUUGUGGGUGCUGCGUCUGAGCCGAAGCUCGCCUUCGUUCGCUCUGGUGACAACGGGAGACUGACACUGGAGUGUAGCGCCGAACGCUGGUUCCCAGAGCCGGAGAUAACGUUCUACGACGAGAAAGGCAAUAUGAUUGAAGCCGAAGACCCGCGGACUGAUCUGGACUCAGCUGGAAGGUUUAACGUUAAAAGGAGAGCGUCUUUGCAGAUUGUCACCGGCAGCGUGACCUGCCAUGUUCACCAGCCGCUGUUGAAGAAGACACAAUAUGCAAAUAUUUAUAUUCCAGAUGACUGCAUGAGAUCCUGCACCUACAGCAUCGUGUGGAGUGGAGCGGGAACCGCAGCUCUACUUGCAUUAUGUGCGGUCGCUUAUUUUCUGUGGCAGAAAUUUGGAUGCUCCUAUUGCAGGCAGAAAUCACCUAAACCACUACAGCCGCCCAGUCUCAGUACGGAAAAUGCCAUCAACACUCAGUUACAAGAACAGCUACAAGCACAAAUCAAAGGGCUGGAGUCACACAUUUCUGAAAAAGAUGAAAUUAUUGCCAAACAAAAAGCAAAACUAGAAGAACUUAAAUCCCAACUCAGUGCUGCUCAACAGCAAAACCAACCUACAACCAACUCCUCAUCCUCACCUGAUGCGUCUCACCAAGUUACCCAAACCCUUGACCACAGCAAUGCACCACCAGCAGCCACAUCAGCGAGCCACAAUCCAAAGUCUGGGAACGUGUCCAAGGCGAAAGACCCCAAACCGGCUGGUUCAGGACAAGUCCCUGCUCCUCCUAAAAAGGACAGACCCAAAAGCACUUCUGACCUUUCCACAAACAAAAGUUCUCCCUUCCCCAGUUUUUCCUCAGCUUCCGCUUCGAAAGACAACAAACCUGCCCGCUCUGUGAGUUUUUCCGGUUCUCAUGCUGGUGUUCCCAGGUCUCCCCGAAGGUACACCAUCGGAAGUAACCCCUUCAGCGUUCUGGCAGAUCUAACCGAAGAGUCAGAGGCUCUGAUCCAUUAACAUGGAAUACUGAGACAAAUAAACGACAUAGCAUUUAAGCUUGUGAUGGAUACAGAUAAGGUCACGAUAUAAAAAAUGGGACAGACCCGUUCCAAAAUGGUACUUCAAGGUUUUCUUUCUUUCAAAUUAGGGUUCUCUGAAGUCUCUUACCUAGUUGGUAUCUUAAAUUACGGCAGACACCUGAACUGAUGUCAGGAACUCUAUUUAAAAAAACAGAUCUGGUCAGUAUAGCUCUAAGACCAACGUUGAAUUUGCCAUAUUUCAAAACUCAUUGUUUUCUCCUCUUUGUUUGUCUUUUUACAUUUGUUUUUUUAAUGACAAUCACUUUUCCAUUCCGUUCAUGCUCGGAACAAAUAAUUGUUAAACUUCAGGUUGAUGCGUAUUUUUCUACUUAUCAUCAAACGACUCCUGCCUUCGAAGUAGGAAAAGUCUUUGUCGAGCUAGAACUAGUUUUGCUCAGAAACAAGUCAGAAGCAAAUGGUGUUUAGCUAAUACCCGUCAUAAUUAUUAUGAUGACAAACGGGUGCAGUUGGGAGAUAAAUGGUGCCGACCGUCUUCUGGUGCUGCAGUAACAGUUUUUAAAGAACACACUCAAUCUCAUGUGCUGGUCUUGUUUACGGGGGCAUUGUUUUUUAUUGAUAUAUAUAUAUAUUUUUGUAGCACUGCUUGUCGCGGGUGGUUCAGAGUAUUUGUGAGUUUUAAUUUUAUAGCUAGCAUUAACUUUUAAACUUUAAGUUUUGACUUCUUGGUGAGACUUGUGGCUUAUUACAACUGUUUACAGCUGAUUUUAAAAAUGCAGUUAAAGGUGAAGGGUCCACAUUUUGUAAGCUUUAACUAUAAAUUAUGACAGUGUUCGAAAGGAGAGUUUGUUAAAUAUUGUCUACAUAUCUGAUGACACUUUAUCUUCAAAUAUAACUUUAUUACUCUUAAAACAAGUGAAUCAUAUUUUCUGUGAAUGUAAUGUAAAUAUCUUCUACUCCAAUUCACUACUUUUUGCAGCUCAAAAGUCCUAUUGAAUAAGAUGGUUGAGUUGAACAUUUAUUAAGUAUUAAUGGAUUUUAUUGUAAUUUGUUUCAUGUGUCUAUGAGCCUUUUUAAGAUAUGCAAAUGUGACUUUUUAAAUUUUUAUUUUUUUAUUAUUUUUACUGCAAUAGAGUAAGAAAAUUUUUAUUAAUGUUUAUAGACUUAUAAGAAUAUAUAGAACUACAUGUAUUUGCCUUUCAAAGUUAGCUCUCGCUGACAACUUUAAAACAUGCACACACAGCUCCCCCUGGUGUCCGGAGUGAGAAACACUGUUCGCUUGUGUUUUAGCGGUUUGGGGAAACGUGAGACGUUUAUGUGUUUAAAGUAAAUCAGAUUAUUGUUCAAAGAGCUGAGCCUGUGAUCUGUAUUGUGUGCGUUUCAAAAAUAUUAGAGAUAUCUUAGAGAUUUCAUUCUGUCUGGGACAGAUGUUUCCUACCAAAAUGUUGGUACUCUGUAAAGAUGAAAUGCCUUCAUAUAUUUUUAACAAAUUUGAUAAUGAAUAGAAACUUAAGAAGUUUGGAGAAAGUCUGCAACAUUAAAGCUGAAAAAAAAAAUGUAACGAGUGUCAGCCUUGGUAUUUUUCUUACUAUAUUUUGAAAGUUUUUAAAAGUGCUCUUCAAAAAAAAAAAACCCAUGAAAAAAAUCUGAGCAAGAUGUAAAAAUGGUUGAAGCGUGAUUGAAAGCUGUCGAUAUGAAAUACCACCGGUGACUUAAUAAAAACACAAAACUGUUAGGUUUGAGUGUUUUUGGGCUUGUACAGUAACAACAAUCAGAAGCACAAAGAGGCAUGAAGCUGCAUCAGAACAUAUUCAAUGAAUGUUGAGGUUUCAACUCCG
Molecule: messenger RNA, 3415 nt
Organism: Poeciliopsis prolifica (blackstripe livebearer)
Lineage: Eukaryota; Metazoa; Chordata; Actinopteri; Cyprinodontiformes; Poeciliidae
Product: selection and upkeep of intraepithelial T-cells protein 1-like
Exons: 6
Coding region: 64-1557 (497 amino acids)
Source: RefSeq, a predicted model, not a curated record